AUGAAAUUAAAAAUCCCAGUACCUGGAAGUAUUUUGUAUACCAUACUAUGCCUUGUAUUUUUUGAUUUUUCUGCUGAAAUCCUGAAUCAGACUUUUCCAAUUUUGGCUCCUACGAUCCAUGACAUGAGCAAUCAUACUCUGUGGUUCCAUUAUGGAAUAACUCCUACUGUAACAAGCAUCUCAUUUUUAAACUCAAUGAUAACAUCAGCUGAAACUGUAGGGAGUUUGGUAUCCCUCAUUUUUGUGUUCCCGUUUGCAGAGACUAAGGGAAGGAAAUGGGUUAUCAUUUAUCUAGGAGCACUGCUUACUGUAGUUUCUGCAAUUUGCCAAUUAUCAUCUGCAUACUUUCAAGCAUCCGAGCUGUUCAUUUUGUCACAGUUUUUCGCUGGAGUGCAUCAUCCGCUUCGGACUUUUUUGACGUUCAUUUUUAUAACAGAAUGUGCUCCUGACAAAAAUCGAGGAUUUGCAUGCACUGCACUCAUCAUAUUCGUUGGUCUUGUCAAAAUGAUCAUGAUUCCCGUAGCAUCCCCGAGUGUUUUCGGAAAUACUGAUAGUUGGUUUGUGUUCCCACUGACCGCACUUAUUAGUUGUCUAGUCAUGCUGAUAGUCACUGCACGUUUUCCAGAGUCUCCAAAAUGGCUGGUGUGUCAAAAUCGUAUAGAGGAAGCUGCCGACUCAAUUGAGUACUAUCAUGGGGAUGAUUGUAACACAAAACAAGUGCUCGUCUCGUUUGAGAAGGAAAAGAAUCUGACUACUGAAUCGCAUAUAACGUUGCGGCAGGUUUGGGAAGACGACACAUUGAGACAGGGGCUCAAGGUCGUUCUAGCUUAUUUAUUCGUUGUCAAUUUAAGCACCAGUAACAUUCGAGUGACGUACUAUGUCACCUUACAUGAAAGUGUUGGUUUUACCGUUCAGGAAGCCCUCAAUAUUAACCUAAUUUUAUCCAUCCUAUUUUUCCCUACUCAAUUUGCCAGCACAAUUAUGAUUGAUUCGCUUGGAAGACGUCCAGUGAUGCUUAUUGCAAAUGUUUUGUUAUUCACCAUGAGUUGCCUAAUGCUGGCUACACAGUUCCUCGCCUACUUCUUCGGCUCGAGCUUAUUGACUAAAGCUGUUCUUUUUAUUGGGAUGACUAUCAAUUCAUUGCUCAUGGCAACGUUUCCCAUAGUUUAUUCAAUAUUUCCACCAGGAUUUUUCGCGCCGUUCGUUGUCACAAAACUUGUUUUUGGUUGGUAUCUGUACAGACACAUGCCAGAGACCAAAGGACGUGCAGUUUGUGAUAUCAUAGAGGAUAUGGAUGAGGAUGUCAUGUCUAGGGUAACCGCUUCCAUUUUUGAAGAAUACACACCGCUGAUAAAAUCUAGGACUGCAACCAUGAUUUCAAAACGGAACAGUAUGCUUAUCACAACGUCAAGAUCUCGGGUAUCUACGGGAGCCGCUGAAGACUGUCAAUAA
Caenorhabditis briggsae is the source of this 1452-nucleotide messenger RNA. The record is from RefSeq and is a predicted model, not a curated record. The transcript has 15 exons. Gene Ontology annotation, biological process: monosaccharide transmembrane transport. Gene Ontology annotation, cellular component: membrane. Bases 1 to 1452 code for a protein of 483 amino acids. Gene Ontology annotation, molecular function: hexose transmembrane transporter activity. Lineage: Eukaryota; Metazoa; Nematoda; Chromadorea; Rhabditida; Rhabditidae.